This is a messenger RNA of Phaedon cochleariae (mustard beetle), 231 nucleotides long. The record is from the annotation of a GenBank genome assembly. Lineage: Eukaryota; Metazoa; Arthropoda; Insecta; Coleoptera; Chrysomelidae.
AUGGAAGGCAAAGUGCCCACAACUCAAUGGGAGCUUUUUGGAGGAUACAACCACCUGGUGCACAACCAGAGGAUGAGGACCAUAACGAAUUUAUUCCUGCUGAAUUUGGCCGUAUCGGAUCUGCUGCUAGGCGUUCUCUGCAUGCCUUUCACUUUGAUCGGUGCUCUUCUCAGGGAUUUUGUUUUUGGAGAGGUUAUGUGCAAAUUGCUGCCCUUCCUACAAGGUGAGUGA